CGCAGACUUUGUUCAUCACAGCAUUAAUUUCUAAGACCACUCCGUCGCAUCAAAGAUCAAUUGCUUCCAAGGUCACGCCUCUGUUCAUCGUCGCUACUAGUCAAUACCGCCAAGAUGCUUAUUUUCAAGGAUAUUGUCUCUGGAAACGAGAUGUUCUCGGACGUCUACGACCCCAAGCUUGUCGAUGAUGUCGUUUACGAGGUCGACUGCAAGAUGAUCACUGUUGACGCCGUCAACGUUGACACUGGCGCCAAUGCCUCCGCUGAGGACGCCGAGGAGGCUCUCGAAGACGGCCCCACCAAGGUCAACGACAUCAUCUACUCCUUCCGCCUCCAGAGCUCCAGCUUCGACAAGAAGAGCUACCUGAGCCACCUGAAGGGUUUCUUCAAGGCCGUCAAGGAGCACAAGAAGUCCCAGGGUGCCUCUGAGGAGGAUGUCAAGGCCUGGGAGAAGAAGGCUGGCGACUACGUCAAGAACAAGCUCCUUCCUAACUUCAAGGACUUCGAGUUCUACAUUGGAGAGGAGUUUAACCCCGAUGGAAUGGUUGCUCUGCUCAACUACAGGGAAGAUGGCAUCACGCCGUUUUUCACCUUCUGGAAGGAUGGUCUUACCGAGAUGAAGUGCUAAACGCUGCGCUAAAGGAGGCACGGCAUUAACAGUAAAAUUCAUCACAUUUGGGUCUCGGGCAUCUGACGGCAGAUGUAUAUGCGAUUAUAAGUAAGCAUCUUUGGGAACUUAAAACAUGGAGAGUUAUCUGAUUAGGCAUCGCCUGUUGCCAACAAACACGCAGCGGAUGAACGUAAUGAAAGCCCAUAUUCUGAGUACAUGUGAGACCGAUGCUGAUAGAUUUUGUGAUGUCGAAGUGGACAUAUGUUGAAGAAAGAUCGAUUAAGUCACCAGACUGUUUCUACUGUUUCUGUAUGCACUGGUGAAGCUGGU
Pyricularia oryzae 70-15 is the source of this 939-nucleotide messenger RNA. RefSeq names its product translationally controlled tumor protein. Gene Ontology annotation, cellular component: cytoplasm. The transcript has 7 exons. The coding region runs from base 115 to 627 and encodes 170 amino acids. NCBI's taxonomy places the organism in Eukaryota, Fungi, Ascomycota, Sordariomycetes, Magnaporthales, Pyriculariaceae. The record is from RefSeq and is a predicted model, not a curated record. Gene Ontology annotation, molecular function: calcium ion binding.